AAUACAUAACACACAUAAAUAACCAAGAAAACCCUAGAGGAGAAAACAAAAAAUGAUGAUGAAACUGUUGUUGAUAUCUCUCUCUGUUCUUUUUCUUCAACUUCAUCUUGUCCAGACAGCCCGUGGAUUUGAUUUCCACGAGAAAGAGCUCGAACACGAAGACAGUCUCAGAAGCCUGUACGAACGAUGGAGAAGCCAUCACUCCAUUUCCAGACCCACCCACGAGUCAGUGAAGAGAUUCAACGUCUUCAGACACAAUGUGCUUCAUGUCCACCACACGAACAAGAAGAACAAACCCUACAAGCUGAAGCUCAACAGAUUCUCCGACAUGACCCACCACGAGUUCGAGAGCCUCUUCGCCGGUUCCAAAGUCAAGCAUCAUCGGAUGCUCCGUGGACCCAAACGAGGGCAAAGUGGUUUCAUGUAUGAGAAUGUCACCCAUCUCCCUCCCUCUGUCGACUGGAGAGAGAGAGGAGCUGUUACUCCAGUCAAGAAUCAGCGGGAAUGUGGGAGUUGCUGGGCGUUUUCGACGGUGGCAGCAGUAGAAGGAAUAAAUAAGAUAAGGACAAACAAAUUGGUGUCGCUGUCGGAACAGGAGCUUGUGGACUGUGACACUGAAGAGAACCAAGGAUGCAUGGGUGGCCUUAUGGAGGUUGCCUUCGAGUUCAUCCAUAAGAAUGGCGGCCUCACUACCGAGAAAAACUAUCCCUACGAAUCCGACAAUAAUAUCUGCAGAUCCAAGAAGGGAAAUGGGGAAUGGGUUAAAAUAAACGGGCACGAACACGUUCCCGACAACGACGAGGAAGCGCUUCUAAAGGCAGUGGCCCACCAGCCUGUCUCCGUGGCCAUUGACGCCGGAAGUACUGAUUUCCAGCUUUACUCUGAGGGAGUGUUUACGGGGGAAUGCGGGACGCAGUUGAACCACGGAGUGGCAGUGGUAGGGUACGGGGAGAGCGAGGAAGGGAGGAAGUAUUGGAUAGUGAGGAAUUCUUGGGGGGACGGAUGGGGAGAGGGAGGUUACGUCCGGAUAGAGAGAAGCGUCGACGAUAAAGAAGGGCGUUGUGGCAUUGCCAUGGAGGCUUCAUAUCCCAUCAAGUCUCCUCCCUCUGGUCCCAAAGACGAGCUCUAGGAUCUAUCCAUCCGUGUUCUGUUUGGUUUCUGUAAUAAGAGGGACGAAGUGGCUUAGCUUAACAGAUUUGGUUUCUGUUUGGGAGAUGGGUUUCUAAUAAAUGUCUUUGAAACGAGGGACUAAAAUAUUAUAUUCAUCAAGGGAUAUUAUAUAUA
Messenger RNA from Tarenaya hassleriana, 1284 nucleotides. Its product is annotated as KDEL-tailed cysteine endopeptidase CEP3. Lineage: Eukaryota; Viridiplantae; Streptophyta; Magnoliopsida; Brassicales; Cleomaceae. The transcript has 4 exons. The record is from RefSeq and is a predicted model, not a curated record. Gene Ontology annotation, cellular component: lysosome. Gene Ontology annotation, molecular function: cysteine-type endopeptidase activity. Bases 53 to 1129 code for a protein of 358 amino acids.